Molecule: messenger RNA, 2424 nt
Organism: Vigna angularis (adzuki bean)
Lineage: Eukaryota; Viridiplantae; Streptophyta; Magnoliopsida; Fabales; Fabaceae
Exons: 3
Coding region: 1-2424 (807 amino acids)
Molecular function (GO): nucleic acid binding; zinc ion binding
Source: RefSeq, a predicted model, not a curated record
AUGGUUGAGAGGGCCAAGGUUUUAGAGAAGAACAUGGCAGAAGCGGAAAGGCACAAGAAGCAACAACAGGUUGUAAGGGGACCAAUCGUAGCAAGGAGUAAUGUCAAUCAGAGGGGAUCCCCUUACGCUCGUCCAAAUCAGUCAUUAAACACAAGCGGGUCUCAAACACUGGUUCCUAUCGGACAGUCUGGGCAGCAAGGUAACGUCACAUGUUUCCAAUGUGGGGGACCGCAUUAUCGUUCGUCAUGCCCUCAGCUGGUGGGCGGAAAACAUUGUACUCGUUGUGGAAGAAAUGGGCAUUUGGAGAACGAGUGCAACUUUGGAGGACGAGCGGUAAUGAGACCACCAAACGCUGGAAGGAAUCAGCCAAGAGGUGGACGGGCUCAAGUAGUGGGACGAGUGUAUGCUAUAACUGGAGCAGAGGCAGCAAACUCAGGUAAUCUUAUAACUGGUGAAUGCUUGCUAUAUGGAAUGUCAUGUCGUGUAUUGUAUGACUCGGGGGCGACUCACUCCUUCAUCUCGAAGGCGUGUGUUGAAAAACUGGGAAUAGCAGAGAGAGACAUGCAGUUCGAUUUGGUGGUAUCAACCCCAGCGGCUGGAGAGCUUAGGACAUCUACCGUAUGCAUUAGAUGUCCUAUUGCGGUUGAGGGGCAUAGUUAUAAGGUGAACUUAAUUUGUUUGCCUUUGAAGGAGUUAGAAGUAAUAUUAGGAAUGGAUUGGUUGGCUGCCAAUCGCAUUCUUAUAGACUGUGGCAAGAAGGAGUUGAUUUUUCCAGAAGAAGAUGAAGAAGAGUUAUCAGUAACGCUCGGUCAAUUAAAAGAAGACAUUAUGGAGGGCGCCAGCUGUUUCCUGAUUAUGACGCAUGAAGAUCAGGAAUUCGGAGGAUUGGUCAAAGAACGAUCGUCCACUAGUGACAGUAAUGGACGAUCGGUUGUGGAUGAGUUUGCGGACGUCUUUCCGGAAGAAAUUCCGGGACUGCAUCCUGUUCGUGAAGUUGAAUUCACCAUUGACUUGGUGACAACGGCGGCACCCAUCUCAGUUCAACCAUAUCGUAUGGCGCCUGCAGAGUUGGUUGAACUUAAGAAGCAGAUUGAAGAGUUAAUGGAUAAGCAAUUUAUCAAGCCGAGCGUAUCACCAUGGGGAGCGCCUGUCCUCUUAGUGAAGAAGAAAGAUGGCAGCUCUCGGUUGUGUGUAGACUACAGACAAUUAAACAAGCUGACCAUCAAGAACAAGUACCCAUUGCCGAGAAUAGACGACUUGCUGGAUCAAUUGCAUGGGGCCUCUAUAUUUUCAAAGAUUGACUUGCGGUCUGGAUAUCAUCAAAUCAGAGUUAAGGAGGACGACAUCCAGAAGACAACGUUCAGAUCUCGUUAUGGACAUUAUGAAUAUGUGGUGAUGCCAUUUGGAGUGACGAACGCACCAGCAAUCUUCAUGGAUUAUAUGAAUCGGAUAUUCAGGCCGUACUUGGACAAAUUUGUAGUCGUCUUCAUAGAUGAUAUUCUCAUCUACUCCAAGACACAAGCCGAACACGAAGAACACUUGAGGGCAGUACUAACCGUGUUGAGGGAAAAGGAAUUAUAUGCAAAGUUGUCCAAGUGUGAAUUUUGGAUGAAGGAGGUGCAGUUUUUGGGGCAUGUGGUGUCGGCUGGAGGUAUUUCAGUAGAUCCAGCUAAGGUACGAGCGGUGUUGGACUGGAAGAGUCCUCGUUCGGUCACUGAGGUUCGUAGCUUUGUGGGACUCGCGGGCUACUAUAGGCGUUUUAUUGAAGGGUUUGGUAAAAUAGUAGCUCCGCUUACUCAGUUGACUAGGAAGGAUCGACCGUUCGCUUGGACUGAUCUGUGUGAAGAACGCUUUCAAGAGCUGAAGCACAAGUUGACGAGCGCUCCAGUGCUAAUUAUUCCGGACACGUCCAAGCCCUUUGAAGUAUACUGCGAUGCGUCUCACCAAGGGUUGGGCUGUGUGCUUAUGCAAGAGAAACGAGCGGUAGCGAAAGCUAAUGUAGUGGCGGACGCUCUAAGCAGGAAGGCAGUUCAUGUCUCGGUGAUGAUGGUUAAAGAGAUGAGUUUGGUUGAGAGCUUUAGAGACCUAAGGUUGCAGUUUGAAUUGGAGCCGAACAGCAUCAAAUGCUGUAACCUUAGAAUAUCCAGCAACGUUUUUUACCGUAUCAAGAUGAAGCAACGCGAGGACGAGGACUUGAUAAAGAUUUUUAGUACGCUCGGUUCAGAUCGGGCCAAGGAGUUCAACACUGGAACGGACGGCUUCUUGCGCUAUAAGGGCCGGACGUGCAUUCCAAAUGAUGGAGAGCUAAAAAGGAUUAUCUUGGAGGAAGGACAUCAUAGCCUUCUUAGCAUACACCCUGGCAGAACAUCAGAGACCAGGCGGGUUACUUCAGCAGCUGGAAAUUCCCGAAUGGAAGUGGGAUAG